Molecule: messenger RNA, 3451 nt
Organism: Anas platyrhynchos (mallard)
Lineage: Eukaryota; Metazoa; Chordata; Aves; Anseriformes; Anatidae
Gene: CAMLG
Product: calcium modulating ligand
Biological process (GO): tail-anchored membrane protein insertion into ER membrane
Cellular component (GO): GET complex
Source: RefSeq, a predicted model, not a curated record
GCUGCGGGCACUGCGCCCGGCGAGGCGCCGUCGAGACACCACAAAGGCCGGGUUCGUCCCCGUUCCCCUUGCCCUUUCCCGACAUGGCGCCGCCGGCUUCGGCACCUGGAAGCGGGCGCGGCGCCUGCGCGCUGAGGCGGGGCGGCCCCAUUGUGAGGCGCUGAGGGGAUGGAGGAGGACGGCGGCGGGGCGGCGGCGGCGGCCACCCCGGGGGUCCCCUCGGGGCUCUCGGCCUCGCAGCGCCGGGCCGAGCUGCGGCGGAGGAAGCUCCUGAUGAACUCGGAGGAGCGCAUCAACCGCAUCAUGGGCUUCCACCGGCCCGCCGCCAAGGAUGAUGACAGUCACGGAGAAUCAAAACUGCAACAUGAACAAGAUAAAUCAAAUUCCCUUCCUGUUCCUUCAGUUUCAAAGCGAAUUGUGCUGGGUGAUUCUGUCUGCAAUAUGGCCGGACCAGCUGACCACGCAGGCAGCAUGGUAGACCUCAAAGGGGAUAAGGACUUGUUCAGUAAAACCCCAGAGCUCCUCAAUGAGGGCACAAGUGAGCUCCGUCACCGUACCAGAGGGGAGUUGCCGUCUGAAGCUGCACCACGGCCACCUAGACAUGGAUUAGAACAAUACUUAUCCAGAUUUGAUGAAGCUCUGAAGCUGAGGAACCAGCUGAUGCAUGAGAAGCCAAGCCAAGAGAAUGGGAAUGCGGUGGAGGAGUUUGACUCUUUCCGCAUUUUUAGAUUAGUGGGCUGUGCUCUGCUUGCCAUUGCAGUCAGGGCUUUUGUGUGCAAGUACUUGUCAAUAUUUGCACCAUUUCUUACUCUACAACUUGCUUACAUGGGACUGUCCAAGUACUUUCCAAAGAGUGAGAAGAAGGUGAAAACGACGGUAUUAACUGCUGCUCUUUUACUGUCUGGAAUCCCUGCAGAAGUGAUCAGUCGCUCCAUGGACACCUACAGCAAAAUGGGAGAUGUUUUCACAGACCUUUGUGUUUAUUUCUUUACUUUUAUCUUUUGCCAUGAACUUGCUCUGUUUUUUGGUUCUGAAGUACCCUGAUGGCUGUAGAAUUCAAUGCAGUAGUCACACUAAAUCUUUCUGGUCUGUAUUUCUUUAAUGUCUGACUGUGCAGACAGGUUUAAACCUGAAUUAAAAUUCUUACCUGUUGGAAUGCUUGAAAGGAGCCUUAAAUCCAAUAAUUUGGGGAAUAGAACAGCAGGGUCCCAGGCUGCCAGUUGUAUUGGUUUGGUUUAUUUAAAUACUGUGUCUGCCCACUACAAAUGUGAAUAGGAUACAAGUGUCAGUGGAUGAUUUCUUUUGUUCAGGAAGAUGAUACCCUUCCCACCCUCCUUCAUAAACAUUUACAAAGCUGCCUUUGUUCUUCCUGGUGAGAACAAAGAGAAUAGAAUUCCUUUCAGCAGAACCAUUUAUGUAUAUCUAGAAUGACUACAGCUAACAAGAACUACUCAUUUUGUGUUGCUCCUAUUUUUAAGAAAGCUCUAAAUGAAAAUUCCCUGUAUUCUGUUGUUCAAAUUCAGAUUGCUGAACUGAGUAGCUGCUUCUGGAGAAUGUUGGCAAAACAUGGCACUGUUGUCCUAAGCCUUGCCUUACAUACGUUGUUGUGAUUGUUGUUUGUUUCAUUUGAUGGUUAUUGUGCGAAACAGCUAAGCAAAAAAAAAAAAAAAAAAGCAAGCCAAAUGUCCUGUUGCUUAUGAAUGUCAUUAAUCAAUAAGUAGGAAGAAACAAAAUUGUUAAUCACAUCUGUGAGUUUCCAGCAGCCUCAUCCUAGCAUAGCUCGUAAAUGUGCUUCUUUCUGACGUCUUUGAUGCCUUUUUUUUUUUUUUUAACAACAGUUCACCUCAUAAGGGGAAAGUUAUGCAACCAACCUGCAAUACGAAACAUUUGCUCUGUUAUAUGGAAAACAUUUUUUUUUCCAGGACUGCAUAAGACAACGUUGAAUAUGACAUUUCUGCAUUUUUUCCUCUGUUUGUUACCAGACAGUUGCAUGCAAACAGGAUCAUAGUUGCCAAGGUGUUCUGCUGCUGCUGCAUAAUAGUGCUACAACCAAAUUGCAUAAAUGUGCUCUUUGGUUCAGCUCAGCUAUUUAUGUUAACUGAGUUGCAGACUCUUCUGUAGUUUUGAAAUUGCCCCAGUGAAAUCACGGUAGCUAUUCCUGUUUAAAUCCUACAUACUACAAGUGACGAUGAAAUGAGAAGUAAUGUGAUGUUUUGAAUUGACUCACACAUAAAGAUCCACAUUUGAAGAGAGAAUAGCGUGUUUUUUCUGUGGAUGUUCAACCACAGAGCCAAAAAGAAGACGAAUACAAGUGAAUCCUGUCACUGGGCAAAGCAGCAAGCUAGUAAACGUUCUUAUUUUCAAUCUCAUAUAAAUUUUGUACAGUGAGAAGAGGGAGGUAUCAUUCCAAAUAGUCAGCCCUAAAUGCUGAUAAUCUGUGAAAGUUUCUGCUGAAGCUAAACUUAUUUUCACCUUGUAGUUUUCUGUUUAGAAUCUAGACGUUUGGGUAAUGUAGGCUAAUGCCCCUUUUUCAGUUGCAGCAUUUUACUGUAGUUUAGUCUGCAGCAUUUUUUUAGGGAGCAGAAGUGCUUGAUUAUGCUUCUGUAAAGUAUAUACGGCCCUGCUUUUGGCAUAAGCUUUCCUGUUAUAGCUUCCUGCUGUAAUUUUAUCACCGCAUUUCUGACUCCUGAGUUAGGUAUGUUUGUGCCAUGAAAGCAAGAAGCUUAUGUUUGGAUUUGACAAUUUUUUAUUUUUUUACUGAUUAUUUUAUAGUGAAUGUUUUAUUACGGGUGUCCAGGGUUUGGCUGUAAAAGAUUCUGAUUUAGGUCUGUUAGUACAAAUGUAAAUACAUUUAAAGCUUCAGAUUUAGACAAGAAAAGAAUUUCAGCAAAUUGAAAUUGCUGACAUUAAAAUUAAUGUUAAAAUAAUGAGUUUCCUCAAAAGUUACCAUUAUUCUAACCCUCUGUUUAUAUGCCCAACUGUAAUACAAACAAAUUGCAAAAAUACCAUCUACUACCAUCUGCAAAAAAAGCAAUACAUUUUUAAUCCUGGACAUAGAAAAAUUAAACCACCUAGAUAGUAAUAAAUAAAAGGUGAUGCACCCGUUGUAUUUUCACGCAACCCCUUACGCAGUCCUUUCAUGCGAAGAAAGACCAAGCAGGUUGUUUUCUCGAUUGGUGAAAGAAAUCAUGCCAGGAGAGCUGAUCUGGAACUCAGUCUGUAAGCACUUGUUUUUACCCGACAAACUUCCAAACGGGACUGGGCAGCAGCCUGCCUGCCUGCUGGGGAAGGCAAAGCGAGCCCGGGUGGGACUUCUGCUGCACGACUUCAUCCUUGGACAAGAGCCGAACCUCCUUCAUUCCAUUUUCCCUCAUCUUCCUCUGUGUACGUUAUUUAAUGUAUAUUGCUGAACUUAUUGUUUUCUAUUAAAAUUAUAUUUGUUACCCCCUUC